Messenger RNA from Perca fluviatilis (European perch), 3284 nucleotides. It is a transcript of the gene nampt2, whose product is annotated as nicotinamide phosphoribosyltransferase 2. The record is from RefSeq and is a predicted model, not a curated record. NCBI's taxonomy places the organism in Eukaryota, Metazoa, Chordata, Actinopteri, Perciformes, Percidae. Bases 289 to 1767 code for a protein of 492 amino acids. Gene Ontology annotation, molecular function: nicotinamide phosphoribosyltransferase activity. The transcript has 11 exons. Gene Ontology annotation, biological process: NAD+ biosynthetic process.
GCGGGAGGGUGGACGUGCGCGUGUCCACGGUCCACCCGCCCCUUUACAAUAACCCCCAACCAUCAAAAUGACUAACCUCUGCUAACGUUAUUGCUUUGACUGUUUAAGCGGUGCUGUAACGUCUGAUCUGAGCUCACCGGAGAAAUACAGGGCUUACAAUCACAAGAAUUCGACGUUGAGGUUUAUUUUCUCUGCUGCUCGGCCUGGGUCCCCGGGGUCGCUCUCUUAACUUGCUACAAAGAGACUGAAGUGACAUUUACGUUUAUUCAUUCAUCCACAACCACAACAAUGGCAGCACAGGAUUUUAAUUUAUUGCUUGCGACGGAUUCUUAUAAGAUCACACACUACAAACAGUAUCCUCCAAAUGUCAGCAAAAUCUACUCCUACUUUGAGUGCAGACGCAAGAAAGCCUCCCAGUUCAAUGAAGUGGUGUUCUUCGGCCUUCAGUAUCUGCUGAAGAAGUACCUCAUAGGCCAAGUGGUCACAGAGGAGAAGAUUCAGGAAGCCAAGCUCUUCUACCAGAUGCACUUCAGACAGGCUGUGUUCGAUGAGGAAAGCUGGAGGAAAAUCCUCGAGAAACACGAUGGCCGUCUUCCUAUCCGGAUCAAAGCUGUCCCUGAGGGUAGGAUUAUCCCGAGAGGCAACGUGCUCUUCACCGUGGAAAACACUGAUCCCGAAUUCUACUGGCUCACCAACUACAUUGAGACCAUGCUGGUCCAGAUGUGGUAUCCCAUCACAGUAGCCACCAUAUCCAGGGAGUUUAAGAAGAUCCUGGCCAAGCACCUGAAGGCCACCUCGGGGAGCCUGGAAGGUCUGGACCUGAAGCUGCAUGACUUUGGCUACAGAGGAGUCUCCUCACAGGAGUCUGCAGCACUGGGUGGAGCAGCUCACCUGGUUAACUUCUGCAGUACAGACACAGUAGCUGGGCUGCUGAUGGCCCAGCGCUACUAUGGCUGCCCCAUGGCCGGCUUCUCCAUCCCAGCAGCAGAGCACAGCACCAUCAUCUCCUGGGGGCGGGGCCGGGAGAAGGAGGCGUUUGAGCGAGUCCUGGACCAGUUCUCCUCGGGGCCCGUGUCCGUGGUCAGCGACAGCUACGACAUCUUUAACGCCUGCAAACACAUCUGGGGAGACAAGCUGAAGGAGCGAGUCAUGGAGCGCAGCCAGGACUCGUGUCUGGUCAUCCGGCCCGACUCCGGAGACCCCGCAGAGACUCUCAUUGAGGUCAUCAAGAUUCUGGAGGAGUGUUUUGGCUGCUCUCUGAACUCCAUGGGAUACAAGGUCCUGCCUUCCUAUCUGCGGAUUAUUCAGGGAGACGGCAUUGACCUGUGCUCGGUGGACGAGAUUCUUCAGAAGCUGAGUGAUGAAGGAUGGAGUGCUGAGAACAUCUUCUUUGGUUGUGGCAGCGCUCUGCUUCAGAAACUCAACAGAGAUACACUCAACUGUGCCUUCAAGUGCAGCUACGUGGAGACCAACGGCAAGGGGAUGGACGUGUACAAGCAGCCAGUGACCGAUCCAACCAAGGGCUCAAAGCGGGGUCAGUUAUCACUGAGGAGAAACUCUGAUGGCUGCUUAGAGACGAUAGAGAGAGGGGCAGGCAAGCCUGAGGAGGACCUGCUGGUGACUGUGUUUGAGAACGGCAGUCUGGUGCAGGACUACUCCCUGGAGGAGAUCAGGAAGAACGCUCGGCUGCGGGACGAGGAGGUGCCCACCCUGCACAACUGUGAACAGGAGCCGCUGCACAAUCGCAUCAUCAACGGGAUUCAUUAGAUCAACCCCAGAGCCCCUCAGCAUCCAGAUAAUACUACACACACAGUUUCAAACAGGGCGCCCUGGCAUGCAGACUGCCGUGGUUAUGAAAGGCACCCAUCUAAGUAUAAACUGAACAUGUUGAAGGGGAGUUUAAGCUGUUUUCUCACAAGACACUAACAUUUACUAUAACAAAAUAUAAAUACAGUAUUAUUGAUUCUAGUAAUCUUCAGCGAUUAGGUGAUAGCACCAGUGCUUGAUAUACAAUACAUGAUUUAUGAUGAGUGGCAGCCUCUUUAUCAGCAGAACAAUGUGCUGCUGCAGCCCAACUUUCUGCCCUUUAGUUUCCUUUUUGUUUAGGAAACACAAGCCAUGUAUAGUGUAUAAAUGAAGACAUCACAACAGUGACCAGUAGUGCAAACUAAGCAGAUAGUGCUGCACUGUAACAGUGACGCACACAAAAAAAACCAAAGUCAAAGAAGCCAUAGCUGUUGUUUCUGCUUCCUGAUUUCUGAAGCCACUGGCCCACAAAGCACAGCAGACCCUAGUGUCUUUUAUUGAGUAAUACAAAAUACAUUACCACAUGAAUAAGCAUAUGAAUGAACUGUGUAAACUAUGUAAAGGAACCAACAAUUUGGUUCAUUGACAUAAUUAUAAUUGAAGAAAUUUUUGAAUCUCACGUCCUUAUUAUGAAAUGUUAUUUCCCUGCCCUGUGUUAUUUUUUUUAAUUUUUAUGGCAGUUGAUUUUUAUUCUACUACAGACAUUUUUAUUUCAGAGUGCCCUUUAUCAUAAGUCAGCUUUUUUUUUUUACAUACUUUUAAACGUCUGGAGGAGGACUUUAAGAGACCGGGGUCAUGUGAUUGGCUGAAAGGUGAGCACGGGCGGCGACCACAAAUGCCCUCUCACCUUUCUGAAUGCGAUGAGUAGCAGUAGGUAUGGAUCAUGUGAUUUUGAAUAUCUUAGUCAUCACCAUACUAAGGCUGUACCGGAUAUCAUUUGAAGCUUUGAAUGGCUCUCGUCAUGUUUGGUGGUGAUGGCGCAAUGGAUGUGACACAUGCUUUUGGUGUGGGAGACAUGGGUUCAAUUCCCACUGCGAUACGUCAACCAAUGUGUAAGACUAUAAGUCCUAGUUGUUCCAGAGGCACGUGACCUCUGAUAUAUAGCAAUUGUCAGUAAUAUUUGAUGAUGUCAUCACCCUCUUUAAAUCACACCCUCAAUUUUGAAUAUUCAUCAUUAUAGUCAUGAUUCAUCCUUUUAAAUUAGUCUCUUUUUUUGUAUUAAGUCCAUAUGAACUUUUUUGGAACAAGUAAUUUACUGCAAUAGUGUUAGAGAUAGAUUUAAAAAAAAAUGUGUCAUAUAAAAGUAAUUUAUUGCGCUGUUGGAUACCGUUUAUACAGGUGCUGCCUCCCUUUGUGUGCGGCAGAGGAAACUUUUAAAAAUGUCUUUGGAAUGGCUAAACGCCAACAAAUAUGGAUAGAAGCAGAAUAUUUCAUUAGAUAAAAGAAUUAAACAUGAAUUUUGGAAAUGAUUGACAUAA